This is a messenger RNA of Belonocnema kinseyi, 759 nucleotides long. RefSeq lists its product as uncharacterized. Lineage: Eukaryota; Metazoa; Arthropoda; Insecta; Hymenoptera; Cynipidae. Gene Ontology annotation, molecular function: nucleic acid binding. The coding region runs from base 1 to 759 and encodes 252 amino acids. The transcript has a single exon. Gene Ontology annotation, biological process: DNA integration. The record is from RefSeq and is a predicted model, not a curated record.
AUGAUUAUUAUUUCUAAUCAGCAGGCGCAUCUUAGAUCAUUGCAUGGAGGUCCCCAGCUCACUCUGCACAUUUUGCGACAGAAUUUUUGGAUGCUAAAGGCGCGCAACUCUGUUCGUCACAUAAUUAAUCAGUGUAUUACUUGUGUUAGACAAAGGGCAAAAAUUCCAUCACAAAUGAUGGGUUACUUACCAACUGCUAGAGUGACAAGAUCGAGGCAGUUUGAACAUAGUGGUCUUGAUUAUGCAGGACCUCUUCUCGUUAGAUUGGGUAUUGGACAUGGUUAUAAAUCACAUAAGGCUUAUAUAGCUCUUUUUAUUUGUUUAGCCACGAGAGCUAUCUAUCUAGAAUUAGUAAGCGAUUGUAGCACAUUCUCCUUCUUAGCUGCAUUUAAAAGAUUUGUUUCGAGAAGAGGCCUACCCUCAAACCUUCAUAGCAAUAACGGCACAAAUUUUCAGGCCGCAAGUAAAGAAUUAAAAAUUGCUUUCCGAAAAUUACGUGCUGACGAAAAUGUGAGAAACUUUUUCGUCACCGAAAGCAUAACGUGGCAUUUUAUUCCCCCGUAUGCCCCUCAUUUUGGCGGCUUGUGGGAGGCGGCCCUCAAAAGUGUUAAGCACCACCUUCGUCGAAUAGUUGGAAAUCACACUCUCACAAUCGAAGACAUGUCUACCCUUCUCUGUCAGAUAGAGGCAAGUCUCCAGGCCUUUUUCUUACAGGAUCCCCUUUGCUCUCGAUACCAGAACCAUCAGUCCUUGAUUUGA